AUGACAAGCUCCUUUGCAGGCCCCGCCCAGGAUCGCUCUCGACUGCCCCCCACAGCCCCGCUCCCUCCAGGGGGAACCACGGCUCAGUCUCGGCGGACUCCGCCGUCCCAAGCGGGGGCGUCCGGGUCCCCGGCCUUCUCCCGGUCUCAGCGUCUCGUCACCCCGCUGCCAGGCGCCUCUGCGCUCAGGCCCUGGGGACCAGCUCCCCACGGGGCCGCUCCGGGCCCCUCUCCGCCGUGGGCUCCCCCACAGGCCACGUCCCCGCCCCUCCGCCCCCUGAGGGUCCUCGGGCCCUCACCCUCGCUCUCUAGCCAAGGGCCCUCGCCCACAGGCGCCGCGAGGAGGCUCCGCUGCUCCGGGAGCAUCCGCAGCUGCGCCCCAAGCGUUCGGGGCUCCAGACCUCGGCGCCCGCUUUUGGCGCGUCUGGGCGGCUUUUUGAGACUCUCCCGCCUGCUGCGGAGAACCGGCCCCCAGGCCGCUCAAGGCCACCCCGACUCUCCUCUCCGGGGGCGCACAGAGGAUCCCCUCGCUCCUCCUCCCUCGGGCACAACUGAGAAGGCGUCCCCCGCCCCAGCCCCAGCCCCUGGCGGGCUCGGGAGCCCCGCCGUCCAUGGCGGAAGCCCCGUCAGCGCGGGGCGAGCGGAUGGGGCGUCGGGCUCCCCUCCAGGUCUCCUGCGGCAGCCCCGGGCCGCGUCCGCCUCCUGGGGUCCGCUGCGCCUCCAGGCUCGUCCUCCCCUCGCGGGCAGAGCUUCGAGGGACGCUCACGCCAGACCUGCUCUGAGCAGCGCCCAAGUGCGUGGGCGGCGAGGUCUUCGGGGGCGCGAGGGUCCGCGCCGGGUCCCUCCGCCGAGCGGGUCGUGGCGGCGGCUGCACGGGCCGGCGCGGGAAGGCUCCGGGUUCACGGGCAGAAGGUCCUGGGGCUCCCGGGGCUGGCGGGGGCCUUUCGCGUUCUCUCCGACAACGAGCUGGGCGCCGGGCCCGUGCGGAGGCUCCUGGCCCCCUAGGAACCCAGACUCUCGGGGCUCUCGGGACGAGCGCAGCGAGGGCCGGCCGGGGGCUGAGGGGCCGGGAGCUCGGGGCCGCGGAUCCCGGGCUGAAGGGCCGGCAGGGCCCCAGCGCCCGGGGGAUCUGGACUCUCCAGGCUCUCUCCGGCGUUCCCGCAUCCUCUCCUCCGCUCCCGGCCGCUGCGCGUCCGCUCUGGCUCUUGCUUUCGCUGCUCCGGGUGCGAGCCCGCCCGGCGGUGGAGACGCCGCCUUAUUGCUCCGCCCCGGCGCCCAGGUGUGCGCCCCCCCCCCCCCCCCGCCCCGCGCCUCCCGCGCCCGGGGCCCAGGUGCUGCCGCGGAGGCCCCGGCGCCCGAGCCCCAGCGGCUGCCUGGACGCCAGAGACCCCCGCUCUGGCCCUGA
Molecule: messenger RNA, 1404 nt
Organism: Talpa occidentalis (Iberian mole)
Lineage: Eukaryota; Metazoa; Chordata; Mammalia; Eulipotyphla; Talpidae
Product: collagen alpha-1(I) chain-like
Exons: 2
Coding region: 1-1404 (467 amino acids)
Source: RefSeq, a predicted model, not a curated record